AUGGCUCAAAGAGGACGACGAAGCGGCGCCAGCCAGCUUCUCGAGCACGGCGACACGGUCGAGCAGCCUCAUCAGUUUCGUUCCAAGCUCAACUUCGAUGUUCAAAGCGAUCUGAUUUGUGUGGGCGUCUUAGUUGGCGUGCUCAUUGCGAAUGAGCUCGGAGAUUAA
Molecule: messenger RNA, 168 nt
Organism: Phytophthora nicotianae INRA-310
Lineage: Eukaryota; Oomycota; Peronosporomycetes; Peronosporales; Peronosporaceae
Exons: 1
Coding region: 1-168 (55 amino acids)
Source: RefSeq, a predicted model, not a curated record